UAGAUAUACCCUGACUUUUUGACAUGUUAACUGUGCAAAGAAUAUGCAUCUUAGAGUCGAUGAAAUACGGCGAUUCUUUCUUCACUUUUUUCAUCGUGAUAGUUUCGGGAAACAGCCUUCUGCGUCUGCGUAGGUCCUUCGGCCAUAAAAGUUGGCUGGCGUUCCCUUCCCGGUCUCACUGCAGAGGGUAAAUGCUGAACCCCGGAAGCACCGUUCCUUCUCCUUCUACGUCACCGUCAGACAGGCUUAUUAUCGCGAGAGGUCCGUUCUCCCGGGCGCUUCCGCCAACGCGCAGAUCUCGUGAGACCGCAGCCUGAGGCGCGCAGGGAGGCGGCGAUGGACGCAAGAUGGCGGCGGCGACUAUAUUUCUUUUUAACUUUGCUCAUGUAUGGCUUCUCUGAUUAUGACUGAAAAUUCAAAGAAAGAUUGUCAGCUGAACUAUUGACAAUGCAACCACAGGAGUUAAUGACCUUCAGAGAUGUGGCUGUAGACUUCACCCAGGAAGAGUGGGCAUUGCUAGACACAUCCCAAAGAAAACUGUUUAGGGAAGUGAUGCUGGAGAAUAUCAAUCAUUUGGUCUCAGUGGGAUAUCAGGUCUGCAAAUCAGAUGUUCUUUCCCAGUUGGAACAAGGAGAGGAAGUUUGGAGACAAGGAAUGGGAUUUCUCCAAAACCAGAAUACAGGCAGGAAAAGUGCCUGUAAAAAGCAAGAAAUGAUAUUCAUACAACUUUCCGACAGGAAGGACAUUUUUGACAUUAUGUCGUUGCAGAUCUCUCACAUUCAAAAGAAUUCCUUUCAGUGGAAUUAUUUGGAAGAAGAUACCACCCUCAGGUGCACAGAGAUUCAACAUGCACCAAUUCCCAUGAGAAAGAAACCAUAUUUAAACAAACUCACUGACAAAUCAUCUUUUAAUCAUCAUAAGCAGACUCACACUAGAAGUAAAUCAUAUGAAUGCCAUCAAAGUGAUAAAGCCUUUAUUAACAGCUCUGUACACGGACAAUAUAGUGGAACUCAAAUUGGAGAUAAACCAUUUGAAUGCCUUCUGUGUGGGAAAAUUUUCAUUAGAUUUUUUGACCUUAGACAACAUGAGAGAGCUCACACUGGAGAGAAGCCCUAUGAAUGUAAUCUUUGUGGAAAAGCCUUCAGUCAAGCUUCUAAUCUUCAGCAACAUGAGAGAACUCACACUGUAGCAAAACCCUAUGAAUGCCAUACAUGUGGGAAAGCCUUCAUUCAUUGUUCUGCCCUUAGACGACAUGAGAGCACUCACACUGGAGAAAAACCCCAUAUAUGCCAUCUAUGUGGGAAAGCCUUUAGUCGAUAUUCUAGUCUUAAACGACAUGAGAUAACUCACACUGGGGAGAAAUCCUUUGAAUGCCACCUAUGUGGGAAAACCUUCAGUCAACAUUCUUAUAUUAGACAACAUGAGAGAACACACACUGGGGAGAAGCCCUAUGAAUGCCAUACAUGUGGGAAAGGCUUCAUUUAUUGUUCUGCCCUCAGACGACAUGAGAGAAUUCACACUGGAGAGAAACCUCAUGAAUGUCAUGUAUGUGGGAAAAUCUUCAGUCAGUAUUCUAAUCUUCGAAUACAUGAGAGAAGACACACUGGAGAGAAACCGUUUGAAUGUGAUACAUGUGGGAAAGCCUUCAUUCAUUGUUCUACUCUCAAACAACAUGAGAGAACUCAUACUGAGUUGAAACCCUAUGAAUGUCAUAUAUGUUUGAAAACCUUCAGUCAAUAUUCUUAUCUUAGACAACAUGAGAGAACACACACUGGAGAAAAACCCUAUCUAUGCCAUACAUGUGGGAAAGCAUUCAUCCAUUGUUCUACCCUCAGGCGACAUGAGAUAACUCACACUGGAGAGAAACCCCAUGAAUGUUAUCUAUGUGGGAAAGCCUUUGCUUGUAGUUCUGCUCUCCGGCAACAUGAGAGAAUGCACAGUGGACAGAAGCCAUAAGAAUAUCAUCAAUAUGAGAAAGUCUUUACUUUUUCUAUCAUUAGAUAACUUGGAAUUAUUCAAGGUUUAGAGGAAACCUAUGAAUGUCUCCAGUGUAGGAAAACAUGCAGUUAAUAUUCUGACCAUAGAUGGAAUGAGAGAACUCAUCCUACACAUUAAAAAUAUAGACGAGAUUUCAUCCAGAGCUUUAACCUUUAAUCACACCAAGGAAUGCACACAUUGAAGGAACAUUAUGCAACCAAUAUGGUAGUACCUUUUGUCUUUAGUACUAUCUCAGUAAAUAUAUGGAAAUUAAUGCAGGAGGGAAUCCAUAUCAAUGUCAUUUAUGGAGCUAAUCCCUUAGUUCAUCUGAUGAUAUACCAUGAGAGAAUUCAAACUAUGUAUUGGAAUUGGAAAAUCCUCAUCUGUCAUUUUAACUGAUAGGCAUGCUGCAGAAUUGACAUGUAAGAAAUUCUGUAUACUCAAUAUGAGAGUUCCUUAAUUAGUAAUUUAUCCUUUAUAUAAAAUGAGCAAACUCCACAGGAAGGAAUCACUAGGUCUGUAAUUGCUAUCCACUAUCAUUCAGUGAAAUAAAAGCCUUGGUGUGCUAAAGAAUGUUUACUUUAGGUAUAACCAUGACAACAUGAAAUGAGAGGGAAAAGUCACAAAAAGUUGGAGAAAAAAUUUGAGAAAAUGCCAUCUUUUUUUGCAAAUAGAAUUUAAGGUAUUAUUUAAAUAUCUGAAUACUUUCCACAUGUUAAAAUAUUUAACUUCCUAAACUACUAUGAAUUCAUUUCUAUUAUUUCUCCCAAAUGGAGGAUUAGAGCAGUGAAGUAUCUUGGUCCAGGGAUAUUUAGCUAGUGAGUAGCUUAGCUUUAAUUCUGCCAAGUAUUGCUCCAGAGGUCAAGCUGUUAAACAGAAUGGCACACUGCCACUUCAUACACAACAUAUGCCUCUAGGUAUGUAAAAAUGUAGAAAUAUGUGCUUCCAAAUUCUGUCCACCUGAGCUUCUGAAGGUAGUUUCUGCCCGCAUUUUAGAUUCUUCAAUUCCAGGAUGCUGAAAUAUGCCACUGAAGUUUCAAAGAGUUUUAUAAAGGUAAUAUUAGUAUAGUUUUAAAAUAUGUACAAUUAAAAAGUACAGUUUCAAAGCUGCAUUUUAAAAUACAGUUUUAAAAUAUUUUUGUACUAAAAAUAUUCAUGUUUUAAUUUUGUAAUACAAGCGAUCUAAGAAACAUUUUCCAAAAAUAAUACUUCAUCUUCUGGAUUCAGGGUCCAAUUCACUUUUAUGUUGAAGCCCAGAGGAAUACACAGGAAGGCUGUGGUACCAUAUUUACAUUUCUUUUUUUUUUUUUUUUUUUUUUUUUUGAUGUAACUAUCUUUUAAACUUGUUUAUUUUGAAAUAUUACAUAUGCAGAAAAGAUACAUUUCAAAGUACUGUUGAACAAGCAGUGAUAGGGCAAAUUUCAAAGUAUAGUAUGGGUUACAGUUUCACUAUUUCAAGUAUUACCUACUAGGUGUUCUAAUACUACCAGAACUAUAAAUAUUUAUAUAAUUCAGUAGUCAUUAUGAUUUGUUAUAUCCUAUUCUGUCUUUUAUAAGUUCCCCCCUCAUUUGAUCAUUGUCUCAAUGUUAAGAGGUAUUUGGGCAAUGACCAUUCUAACUUCUUUUUGAAAUGGGGUGUCUACAUUAUGGGGUAGCGGGGGGCAACUGGUUGAUGUUGGAGAGACUGGUACCUCUGGACUUCCAGGUUUAUCUGGCAUAGGAACAACCUGGAGGUUUUAAAUUCCUGAAAAACAAACAGUUAAAUAUUUUUAUAGAUUCUCAGAGCCCUGGGUAUUUGCUAGGGUUUUAAUUAAUAGUGUUGGUUGGGGCUUCCAUACCAUGGCAAUUUGUGACGUCUAGCUGAAGUUUGCAGAAUAGCCUUUCAAUUCUAUUUGAAACACUUAGCCACUGAACCCUUAUUUUCUUACAUUUCUUUACCCCCUUUUGUUAAAAAGGGCAUUGGCAAUCUCAUGAUGUUAGAGUGAGGUUCCUCCUUGGGAGUCAUAUCUCACAUUGCCAGGGAGACUCACAUCCCUGGAAGUUAUGUCCUGUAUAGGAGGGAGGGUUAUGAGUUUAUUUGCAGAGAUGGCCUUAGAGAGGCCACAUCUGAGCAAAAGAAGUUCUCUGGAAGUGACUCUUAAGCAUAAUAUAGGUAGACUUAGCUUUCCCUUUGCAGAAAUAAGUUCCAUAAGAGCAAGUUUCAAGAUUGAGGGCUUGGCUUAUUAAGUUGGGAGUUCCUAUUGCUUGAGAGAGUGUGAGAGAUUUUCCAGGUAGGUAAGUUUAAUAGUUCCAUAUUUUUUCUCCAGUCCCUUAAGGGCCUUGGCUAAUAUAUUUUUAUUAUCUGCACAACAUACUUUGCAGUGUAUCUGGAUAUUACAUUAAGCUAUACUGAAUUACAAGGUCUUGUUCCACCUAGACUCCAUGAGUUAGGUUAUUUAAAUAAACUGGCCAAACAGGUUAAGAUAAAUUGUGUACUACAGAAAAUUUAAAUUUGGGGCAAGUGUUUUACUUUAUGGACAAUGUCAUCCUUUACCCUGUCUUUUUAAUAUCUUAAGUGAGGAGAGUUUGCCUCAGUAUCCUGGCUCCACAAAGUCUAGACAAAGAAAGACAUUUCCUUCUUUGUAUCUAUGCUUCAUCUGAGAAUCAUUUUUCUUCUCAUAGACCCAGCUUACUAAUAUCCUGUUUAUCUACAACUAAACAUUUUAUAAUUAUUUUCUCUUUAAUAUUUAUAUCCUUUAGUAGUUGGUAUUAUCCCAUCUUACUGAUGACUAACAAGGCCCAUAAUAAUUAAUAAACUUGUUUUCAUUCUAAUUGAAGAAAGUGAUUUAGCAAGAAUAAGUGGGAGACAACGGGAUAAUUUAGAGAGAAAAGCCAUAAGGAAUACUUUAGAUGGUUGCCAAUAAUAUCUUAGUAUAGAGAGCACUAACCAGUCGUCAUUCAUGGGCAUAUGAUCUAUUCUAAGUCCCUGAUCCAAUUACCCGUGUUAAACUGGAUAAAGAUACUACAACAAAGGAAAACUACAGGCCAGUCUCUCAACAAAAUACUUGAAAAUCAAAUCAAAUGGCACCUUAAUGAAUUAUACAUCACAACUAUGUAGGUUUUAUCCCAGGCAUGCAAGGAUGGUUCAACACAAGAAAAUCAAUGUAAUAUAACACAUUAACAGAUAGAAAAGGAAAAGUCAUGUGAUCAUUUCAGUUGAGGAAAAGGCAUUUGACAAAAUUCAGCAUUCUUUCCUGUUGAAAACACUCCAAAAUGUAGACUCAAAGGAUUUUCCUCAAUAUGAUAAAGGGUGGAUCUGAAAAACCCAGAGCCCAUGUUCUCAAUGGUGAGACAGAAUGCCUUUCCCUGAGAUCAAGAAUGAGACAGGGAUACCUACAGUCACCACUGUUCAGUAUUGUGCUAGAGUACUAGCUAGAGCCAUUAGGCAAGAAAAAGAGUAGGCGUCCAGAUUAGAAAGGAAGACUAAAAUGCAUUGCAAAUGGCAUGAUCCUAUAUUUGGAAAAUCCCGAGAAUCUAUGACAAAGUUACUUGAGCUGAAAAUUCAGCAGUUGGGAUUCAAGGUUAACAUGCAAAAAUCAGUAGUGUUUCUGUAAAUUUGUAAUGACAUAGCUGAUGAGACAACGUUCCAUUCACCAUAUCAACUAAAAGAAUCAAGUGUCCGGCAAUAAACUUAGCCAAGGAUGUAAAGGACCUGUACACAGAUAACUACAAAAUAUUGCUAAAAGAAAUCAAAUAAGACAUAAAUGUGUAGAAAGAUAUUCUGUGUUCAUGGAUAGGAAGGCUAAAUGUUAAAAUGUCUGUUCUCCCCAAAUUGAUCUAUAGAUUCAAUGCAAUGCCAAUCAAAAUUCCAGUAGCCUAUUUUGCAGAGUUGGCAAAGCUUAUUAAAUUUAUUUGGAAUGGAAAGGGACCUCAAAUAGCCAAAAGCAUCCUAAAAAAGGAAGUGGGAGGACUUAACACUUUCUGGCUUUAAACUUAUUAUAAAGCCAUAGUGGUCAGAAAAUCAUGGUACUGAAACAAAUAUAGACAUUGAUCAAUGGAAAUGAAUUGAGAGUUCAUAAAUACACUGUCACAUCUAUGGUCAAUUGAGUUUUGACAAUGUCCACAAAUCCAUUGAACUUGGACAGAGUAGUCUCUUCAAUAAAUGGGGCUGGGAGAACUGGAUAUCCAUAUCCAAAGGAAUGGAAGACCCCCCUACUUUACUUACCGUAUACAACAAUUAACUCAAAUUAGAUAAAAGACCUAAAUAUAAGAGCUAGUACUAUAAAACUCCUAGAAUAUAGGAAAACAUCUUAAAGACCUAGUAAUAAGAAGUUACUUCUUAGAUGUCACACUGAAAGCCCAAGAAAUGAAAGAAAAAAGUAAAUGGGAAAACCUCAAGAUUGAACACUUCUGUGCUUCAAAGUUCUUUGUCAAAAAGGUGAUGAGACAGCCAGGUGAAUUGGAAAGAAUAUUUGGUAACCAUAUAUCUGUUAAGGGUUUGAUGUCCAAUUUAUGUAACUAAAUUCUACAACUCAACAACCAAAGGAAAAACAAUUAAUAUAAUGGGCAAAAGAUGAAAAGACAUUUCUCCAAAGAGGAAAUACAAAUGGGUAAAAAUGACGUAGAAAGAUUUUCUUCUUCAUUAGCCGUUAGGGAAUUGCAAAUCAAAACCACAAUGAGAUAUCACCUCAAAUCUAUAUGAAUGGCUGCUAUUAAACAGGAAACUACAAAUGUUGGAGACAAUGUGGAGAACAUGGAACACUUUUUCACUGGUGUUGGGAAUGUACAAUGGUGCAGUCACUGUGGAAGACAGUUGGGCAGUUCUCCAGAAAAUAUCAAGUUGCCCUAUGACCCAGCAGUUCUGUUACUUGGCAUAUUCCCAGAAGGUCUGGAAGUAGACCACCUGCACACCGAUGUUCAUAGCAGCAUUAAUCACAAUUAUGAAAUGAUGGAAACAGACUGUGUCCAUCAACAGAAUAGUGGAUAAACAAAAUGUAUAUACAUAUGAUGGACUGUUCAGCAGUAAGAAGGAAUGAGGUCCUGAAGCAUGUGACAGUAUGGAUGAAACUUGGCAUAAUGCUGUGAAAUAAGCCAUACACAAAAGACCAACAUUGUGUGAUAUCACUAAUAUGAACUAACUAAAACAUGUAAACUCAGUCUUAAAACUAGAGUAUAGAGUAUCUAGAGAUAGAAGGUAGAGAAGGGGUAGUGUUACCUAAUAUGUAUAGAAUUGUUAACAAGAUUGAGCUUAAAUAUUUCGGAAUGAAUAUAGUUGAUGGUAGCUCAUUGGGAUUAUAAGUAAUAGUGACCUAUUGUAGGUGAACUUGAAUGUUGUUAAAAGUCAUCUGUCAGUACGUUCUUGCAUGAACUACAAAUGUAAAAAUUAAAGGGAUGUAUGGGAAAAAUAUAGCUAUCACAAGCUAUGGAGUAUAGUUAAUAUUUUAAUCUUCUUUCAUUAGAACAAAUUUGCUACACCAAUAUUAUGGAUCAACAAUAGGGGGUGUAAAGCAUAGAGGAGUGUUUUAGUUUUUAAUCUCUAUUCUUGUUUCUGUACUGGAGUAAUGGAAAUGUUCUAAAAUUGAUUGUGGGAAUGUAUGCCCAACUAUGUGAUGAUAAUGUGAGCCGGUGACUGUAUACUUUGUAUGGUUUAUGUGUUGUGUGAAUAUAUAUCAAUAAAAUUUGGGGAAAAAACAUGCACGCUUUAGUUACUAUGUCAAGUGAAUUAUUGGCUUCCUUUUCUGAGUAAGAUGAAGGAACUGGAGGAAACAACUACUUCAGACAAAAUAUAUGAAAACAGUUUUCAGAUGUUGGACAUCAGGCUAUGUGUUAUAGUGAUCCCUGAAACAGAAACAAGUGAAGUGAGGACUAUAGUCACCUAGCUUACAUUCUGAUGGAAGUUUUAUGGAAGCAGUGCUGAAUGGGUAAAUCCAGGAAAUGCCCCAUGGUUUCCCUGAAUUGAAUUUGGUGUUUGAGUAGGUCAAGUCAGAUUUCUCAGGACAUAGAGGCCGAGAGAGGGGAAAAUGCACAGAGAUAGAGCUCUAAAGUUGUGAGGCAGGGCUACCCUGGGAUCCUUAGCUGAGUACUGAACAUCGAAGAGAAUGAGAAAAGUAUCUGAAACUGAGGAAAGUAGCAAUCAAAAGGAGCAAAAGGAACAAAUACUGUUUUAGACAUAGAAAAGCUGAAACAAUUAGCAGAUCUGCAUUAUAAGGGAUAUUAAAGGAAGUCUUUCAGACAGGAAGAAAUGGAUAUCAGACUGAAGUUUUGCUCUAUACAAAGGAAUGGAGAACAUCCAAAAUGGUAUAUAUGUGGGUAAAUACAAGACUUUUCCUCUGAUUUUUAAAAUCUUUAAAAGAUAACUGGAUUAUAUCACCACGGUGGUGGGAUGAGAUGCUCCAGUGCUCCAUCCCCUGCACGGAAGAAUUAGACUAGAAGCAAAAACUGGGAGAACCCCAUUUCUCAGUUCUGAAAAACUGUUGAGUUGCAGUAACUUGACAACUGCCAAAUCAAUAAAACACAACUUUAAAAUGGUAGGAAACUCUGACCCAAUUGUUGGACCUAUCUCUAACCCCUCCCUUGGUGUGGAGUCAGCCUGUGUGAUAAGUGCCCUUUCUUGUUCCUAGUUACAGAGGGAACAGUAAAAUUUAUGCACAUACUGGGAUCCAAGUCUCUGGUGGCAGCAUGAAAGACUGAACCAGGAUACUUAUCUUUGACCUGCUGUCCCAGAGCCUGCUCUGGAUUUAUAAACAGUUUGUGGGCAACUAAACUAUUGAAAGAAAACAAAACUCAGUAGAUCAAAGAAUUACUGGUUUUAAAAGUUAAUAUAGCACACAGAACUGAGUCAAAAAAACUUUCUGGGGGUGAGGGAUGUUUAGAUGCAUGUAAACAGGGAUUUUCAUAAGACCAUGUUGCAUGACUAGAGGACACAAUAACAGUAUCCAAAGGAUGGGUCUACACUUUCACCCUGGCUUGUUCUUUAGUCUAAUUUUUAGGCUAACUGAAUUCUAAAUGAGAGUACUCACAGAAAUCUGCAAAGGUUGGUAAAGUUUAAUUUUCUUUUAGCUGCAGACAUAAAAAAAAUCACUUGUAACACUAUCUGGGGUCAUGCUUAAGGAACAAACAAGCCAGUCACUAAAUUCCAGAGUUAGCACAUUAAUUAAAGUGCACAGUGUACAUCAAGUAAUACAAGUGCUACAAAACAAGAAUUGAUGCCCAUUCACAUAAACAAGAUUAAGCUGCAACAAAAAACAUCAGAAGGGAAGCCUAGUAUUUGAACACACCAGAGACUUAAAAACUUUCUUCCAUAUGCUAAAAGAUCUGGAGGAGACCUAGACAGAGAAAAGAAAUCAAGGAAAUAUAGUAGCAAAAUGAGAAUUUUGGUAAACACAAACUGUAACAGUUAUUCAGUCUGAGGAGCAGAAAGUAAAAAGUAUGAAGAAACAUGAACAGAGCCAAAGAUAACCAUAAAACUUUAAAUAUCUGUAUUAUGGGAAUCCCAGAAAAGGAAUAGGGGCAGAGGCAGAAAGAAUAUUAAAGAAGCAAAGGCUGAAAAUAUACCAAGGUUAUUGAAGGACGGGAAUAAAUGCAUCUAAGAUACUCAACAAACUCCAAACGGGAAACUCAGACAUACUGAGACCUUAAAUUCAAACUCAAGUAUCAAUCAGAGAAUUUUGAAAGCCACAAGAGAGAAGUAACACAUCAUGUACAAAGUCGCCUCAAUUCAAUUAUGUGCAUAUUUGUCAACAGGAAUCAUGGAGGCAAGAAGGCAGUGGGAUGAUAUAUUUAAAACACAGAUAGAAAAAAAGUGAACCAUGAACUCUACAUGUGGAAAAACUAUUUUAAAAAUGAGGGGGAGGGUACAUCAUUUUCAGAUGAACAAAAGGAAACACAAAAGAUUAAAGCAAAAGUAGACAGUAAUGGAAGAGUGGAUGGAAAUAAAAGGUAUAGAUGUUUUUAAAAAUAACCCAAUGACAAGAUGUUCAGAAGUAAGUUCUGCCCUAUAACAGUUACUUGAAAUGUAAAUAGAUUAAUUGCAUUCAAAAUAAGAGAUUGUCAGAAUGGAGUUUUUAAAAAUCAUGGCACAGCUAUAUGCUGUUUUCAAGAGAUUCACUUUAAAUUCAAGUGUACAGAGCAAUAGAUGAUGGAUGAUAGAG
Molecule: messenger RNA, 10106 nt
Organism: Choloepus didactylus (southern two-toed sloth)
Lineage: Eukaryota; Metazoa; Chordata; Mammalia; Pilosa; Megalonychidae
Product: zinc finger protein 596-like
Exons: 6
Coding region: 448-1956 (502 amino acids)
Biological process (GO): negative regulation of transcription by RNA polymerase II
Molecular function (GO): DNA-binding transcription repressor activity, RNA polymerase II-specific
Source: RefSeq, a predicted model, not a curated record